GUGAUUGGCCUUGAUGCUCACUCGCCCGAUAUGGAAAGAGGACAAUACCAGAAUGUCGUAGCGUAUAUGCUUAUAAGAAAAUGCCCGGUUUAACUGUCAACAUUCUACCAAUACAUCCCUUCCAGCGGUGAGUUCGAAUGUCAGACAUGCUUCAAGAUACCAAAACUCCAGUCCUGCACGGAGAGUCUCCUUCUCCUACCCCUCAACUAUAUCGGCACACAUUCUUCUCCACAGAAGGCACCGGCGCACGAAAAUCACUCGUUCCAGCGAUCAUACUCCCCAUAUUCUACAAUUCAAUUCUCCUCUGGGCGUGUCUCUCGCUGUUCUUCGGGUCUCUACUUAAAGCCAGCGAUAUAUCCCGAAUUAGCGUCACAGCUGUCAAUCUCGAUGAUGGGUCUUUCGGUCAAGGACUGGUCAACGGCAUUAGAGAAAGCUUGGAAAGGCCAGGCCCGAGUUUGGAUUGGUACUUUGAUGAGAAAAGUAUAGAACAUGGCGAUGCUUGGAGUAGAAACAUGAUACUGGAAGAGAAUACCUGGGCUGUUCUGCAGAUCUCUGCCCAUGCAUCCUCUAGCCUACGAGAUGCUCUUUUGCAGGGAGAUUCAUCAUACGAUCCAUUGUCCGCAGUGACACUUUACUUCGCGUCCGCUCGGCAGCAGGUCACUACACUCUCGGUUACCGUACCGGCUGCGAUGGGUCUUGUCAGCCAGGUGCUGUCUGAGCUUGCUGCUAAUUCGACUACGUCCUUCCUGAAGGUGACUGAGAAGGCGGGUAGCGAGGUCUCAUUAUCAACAGCGCUUCGAUGCCCGCAAUGUCUUGCUUCACCGUUCGCUGUGAAGCAGGUGGACCUCAUCCCGUUCUCUCCGCCAGUGGCAUUUGGGACUCUCAAUAUCGGACUAGUGUUUCUGCUAACAUUCACAUUCAACAUCUUCACCAUCCUCCGCGCUGGCGCUGAACUCCAUGGCCACCUCUUCACGCUCCGCACAACGCUCAUCUUACGCACCGUUUCCUCGUUGUCAGCCUACUUCUUCCUUGCUCUGAUGUACACUCUCGGCAUGCUCGCCUUCUCCAUCCCAUUGACGGGUCACUAUUCUACCUCUGGCGCUGGUUUCAUGGCCCUCUGGAUGCUGAACUUCUGUAUGAUGGGCGCAUGCGGUCUCGUCAUGGAAUCUGUCUCUACAAUCAUUGGCAUACAAUGGGCCCCCUUCUUCCUCAACAUCUGGCUUAUUACGAAUGCAAGUGGGGCUUUUGCAAGUUUUGAAUUGAUGGCGGAAUUCUAUAAGUUUGGAUACGCUAUGCCGUUCUAUCACUGUAUUCGAGCAACCAGGACAAUCGAGUUCGGCACGAAAAGCCAUUUGGGACUCAAUUUCGGUGUAUUGAUAGUGUGGAUGGUGGUGGGUUGGGCUGGUAUAUGGCUUAGCACGGCGUGGAGAAUCAGAAAAGGAAGAAGGACUGGAGUUCACCAAGUGCCAUAAGAGGAAUUCCAAAGCGCCUACGCUCUAGUUGAACUGCCGCUGGCUCUGUGAAGUACGUUGAGUGCACUGAAGUACGUACAUAUAUGCUCCCGAUACCCCUAUACCGUUACUGCGAUCUUGAGUGACGUUGGAACCCUUCUUUCUCGAUGAAAUCCGAGGCCCCGUGGUCCAUC
Cucurbitaria berberidis CBS 394.84 is the source of this 1645-nucleotide messenger RNA. RefSeq lists its product as uncharacterized. Gene Ontology annotation, cellular component: membrane. The transcript has 3 exons. Lineage: Eukaryota; Fungi; Ascomycota; Dothideomycetes; Pleosporales; Cucurbitariaceae. The coding region runs from base 138 to 1472 and encodes 444 amino acids. The record is from RefSeq and is a predicted model, not a curated record.